AUGAGCAGUAGGGCUUCACGGCACCCGAGGCUCCGGGCAAAGACUGGGUGCCUCACAUGUAAAAAGCGACGAAAGAAAUGCGAUGAAAAAUAUCCAGCCUGCUCGAGAUGUACCAUUUCGGGACGCCCUUGCCAAUGGCCGACGGCCGAAGAACUGACCGAUCGUCGCUGGGCAUCUCAUCGCGCUCGAGAGUCGGCCUCUCCCCGACUGCCAGACACGUACAUCCGGACACGUCCCUAUGAUGAUGAUAAUGCUCCAGUUCGUGCCCGACCUCUUUCAACGAAGAACAAAGAACUACCAUUCUCCACCGACACAAACGCCUGGCUUCUCUCCGAAUCUGCAGCUCAUCAGGUCCUUUGCCAUGAUCUGGAAUCCGUGCUUUCCCGUCACUUUGUCGAGAAGUACUACGAUCUCAUCUUGUUACCGAACUGUCAUCCCGAGUUCUACCACGGAUGGAUUACCGAGAUUCAGCAUCUGAUGAUCCGGCACAAGAGCCUUCAAUAUUCGGUGCUCGCGUGUGCGGCAUCUCAUCUGCACUUCAUCGACGCAUCGUCGCAAAUGCAGGAGCUCGCACUCACUUAUUAUUCACACGCUAUCAGAGGGCUCUCGGAGAUACUUGCGUCUGCGUCUCAAAUCGAGAACCAUAACGGCUUGCUCAUGUCAGUGAUACUCCUUUAUCUCCAUGGGUGCAUGGGCAGAGGUACUUACGCCGACAUCCCACGCCACGUCAAUGCCGCCAUACGCAUUCUUCGACUCCGCCUUCUCGAUCAUGAUCGGCCUCUCAGCAUCAGCCGGCCAUUUGACCGAUUAGCAGUCGAAAGUGUCCUGUAUCAGAUUUUCCUGGUGACGAUGGGCUCUUGGUCUGAUCCCAUCGAACUUGACUAUCACUUCGACGCCGAAUUCUGGCUGCAGGCCGAGAACCUCCUCGCCAGAUCUACACUGUUUCCAGGGCGGUCGAUCGUUUCCAACAGCCCUGUGCUCGGUAUCCCUCUGGCAUUGUUCAAACUUGUCCUCUCAAUCAAGCAGCUGUAUCAGAGCCCGGUAUUCCGACGCGAUCGAGAAACGCUGGACCAUCUCAAAACCGAACUGGAAGAAUGGGAAGGACUCGUGCUAUGCAACCAGGACUUGGACAGCCUUUGGGAACAUGAACAGGAACGGCUGGAUAAUGCCGAUUACUCACUCUACAAAGAUGCUGCGUACUUGUAUGUUCUUAUUGCCUCGAUGCUGGUCGAACAAUUAUCUGAAGACGACGAAACGUCGUAUACGGGUCCUCCGCAGGCGGUACCGAGAGAUAAAUGGCAAAUCCGCAAAGCGACCCGGAUUCUUCGAGGACAUCAACACGACGAUGAAUGGGCGAGAUGUUUCAUUGGAAACUGGCCGGUGUACACGCUGGGUUUUCUCGUGGGCUCUGCCGAGGAUGUAAAGCUCGUGAGAGACGAUGUUUGGCGACGAUGGGAGUUUACGAAGUUUGCGCAGCUUGCACGCUUUGGAAGGGAUUUGGAAAAUACCUGGAUUAGGCGCGGAUAUCGGAGAUCGGAUGGAUGA
Molecule: messenger RNA, 1545 nt
Organism: Rhinocladiella mackenziei CBS 650.93
Lineage: Eukaryota; Fungi; Ascomycota; Eurotiomycetes; Chaetothyriales; Herpotrichiellaceae
Exons: 3
Coding region: 1-1545 (514 amino acids)
Biological process (GO): regulation of DNA-templated transcription
Molecular function (GO): zinc ion binding; DNA-binding transcription factor activity, RNA polymerase II-specific
Source: RefSeq, a predicted model, not a curated record